GUAUCAAACCUAAACUUUGUCUUUCAUGGCCCGUUAUAUUAUAUAACAUCAUACGUAUGUUUUAUAUUCCUGUCCUGUAUUAACAUGCUGAUGAAGAUUUGUAAUUCAUCACAGCCUUUCACAUACAGUACAUGCUGACUGCACAAACAUGUUCUUCUCAUGGAUUUAAAAAAAAUGUUUAGAAUUAGGUCCCUCCCUUUACACAGCUGCUAUAAAUGUGUGAGUGCAUCAGCUGAGAAGCUCAGAGAGAAAAUGGCUUUUUUCGAGUCGCUGCUGCAGUUUUCCAGCACUGGUACAUUACUGGGAGCUUUGCUGUUGCUUCUGGUUUUGUAUUUGCUUUCUACUGGAUCUAAAUCUCAGAAAGAAGGGAAAGAGCCACCGGGACCCAAACCACUGCCGCUGCUGGGGAACCUGCUGACCCUUGACCUCACGAGAGCCUUUGACACAUUUUUUGAGCUGUCUAAAACCUACGGGAACAUCUUUCAAGUGUCUCUGGGUCCCAAAAAAACGGUGGUCUUAGUUGGAUACAAAACCGUCAAAGAAGCUCUUGUGAACCAUGCUGAAGAGUUCGGCGAGAGAGAUAUUGGAGCUAGUUUCAGGAUAAUGAAUGAUGAGCAUGGGAUCGUGUUUUCAAAUGGAGAGAACUGGAAAGAGAUGCGACGCUUCGCUCUCAGCAACCUGAGGGACUUUGGGAUGGGCAAGAGAGGAAGUGAAGAGAAAAUCAUAGAGGAAAUUCAGUAUCUGAAAGGAGAGUUUGAUAAGUUUGAAGGGAAACCCUUCGACACGACACAGCCUGUGAACUACGCCGUGUCAAACAUCAUCUCAUCUAUCGUGUACGGCAGCAGAUUUGAAUACACAGACCCUCAGUUCACUGAAAUGGUCGACAGAGCAAACGAAAACGUUCGGGUUUCUGGAUCGACUUCAAUGAUGCUGUACAACAUAUUUCCAUGGUUGGGUCCAUUCCUGAAAAACAAAAAGAUUAUUUUACACAAUAUUCUGCAAAACAGACAACAGAUGAUGAAUUUGAUCAAUGGGCUUCUGGAUACUCUGAAUCCACACGAUCGCAGAGGAUUUGUCGACUCUUUUCUCAUCCGUAAACAGAGCGAAGAGAAAUCUGGCAAGAAAGACUCGUACUUUCACCAGGAAAAUCUUAUGAUGAGUGUGACAAAUCUCUUUGUUGCUGGUACUGACACCACAGGAACAACUCUGCGCUGGGGUUUAAUGCUCAUGGCCAAAUAUCCUCAUAUACAGGAUCGAGUUCAUGAGGAGAUUGACAGAGUGAUCGGUGGACGUCAGCCAGUGGUGGAAGACAGAAAGAAAUUACCAUACACAGAUGCUGUGAUCCAUGAAACUCAAAGACUGGCCAACAUAGUACCCUUGAGUCUACCACAUGUCACCAGCUGUGAUGUUACCUUCAAUGGAUACUUCAUCAAGAAGGGCACCACUGUAAUUCCUCUGCUGAUGUCAGUUUUGAAGGAUCCAAGCGAAUGGGAAAAACCAAACAGUUUUUACCCAGAACACUUUCUUGAUGAGAAGGGCCAGUUUGUCAAAAGAGAUGCUUUCAUGCCCUUUUCUGCAGGACGCAGGGUUUGUCUUGGAGAGAGUUUGGCCAGGAUGGAGCUCUUCCUGUUCUUCACCUCCCUUCUUCAGAGCUACCGCUUCACAACUCAACCUGGAGUAUCUGGAGAUGACCUGGAUCUCAAAGGAGUUGUAGGAAUAACUUUGAAUCCAUCCCCACACAAGCUGUGUGCGAUCAGACGCUCAUGAUUCAAGAAAAUAAAAUCAGAAAACACAGAAACAACCUCAUUGUAGCAUUAUUUUUUUUUACACUCAUUUUACAGUGCUUGUUCUUCUGAGUAAAUGUAUAUACAUGUAAAAAAAAAUUGGGGAUUAUAGAACUUCUUAGACAAUUAUAGUAAUGGAAAAUAAACUUUCUGUGUUGCUAGAUUAUAAAUCAAUAAUUGAUGUAACUUAUUGUACAGAGAAAUAAAAAUUAUUCUAAUUUGUGUUUAAAUAGAGCACAAUUGCAACCUUCCUGUGCCUAGUGGAAAGAAGCACGAGGGCUCUUAUACAGAGCUUGUGCAAAGAGCAUUUGCAUGGAAGCAUCACGUGUUUUAUCUCACAAAUAAAAUCUUUUGAAGCAAGCAUUGUAUUUAGCAUAUUAUUGUAUAAAGUGAUGUAAGAGCUCUUCUUUAUUUUCAGCAUAUUGCAAUUUAAUUGAGGUCUUUUCACACGUGCUGUGAAGAAAUCAAAAUGGAUACAGUUUCAGCCUAGUUUUACUGUCCACCGAUCCUGUUCCACAAUGCUCCUAUGCUUAAAUGUGAGGUUUUAAUAAAGUUGAAGUAAAAUGUUUUUCAAUUACACAUGCACAUAGUUACACCAACUGCCUGAAUGCAAACCAGUGCUUUUUAAAGCUGUCACUGACAGUUUGACAAAUUUAGGUGAAAUUCAAACUUUGGUUUUAAUUCUCAAGUAAACUGAUUACUUGUGUGUGUCUGAUUUAAUUCUUAUAACAUUUAAAACAUAUAUAUAAAUACAAUUAAUAAAAAAGCUUCAAACAUUUUUGAUUAAAGAUAGACAUUACUCAUCUGAACACAAUACAAGGUGGUGGUGGGUGAGAGGUUAUGCAGGUUUUAAAGUUAAAUAAAUGUCACAGACCGCUGUGUGACAUAGUUCAUAUGUGCUCAUUAUUUGCUGACUAUUGUCAAUUGUAGACAAUAUCUCAUACUGUAUGUAAACCAAAAAGCAUGCAAUAAUAUUUAACAAAGAUUGUUAAACCUGCUCCUUUGCUUUUAUGGCUUUAUUGCUUGAAUAAUGUUCCUGUCCUGUUUUAACAUGCUGAAUAAAGAUUAAUAAUUCAUCACA
Molecule: messenger RNA, 2865 nt
Organism: Carassius gibelio (silver crucian carp)
Lineage: Eukaryota; Metazoa; Chordata; Actinopteri; Cypriniformes; Cyprinidae
Product: cytochrome P450 2K1
Exons: 9
Coding region: 160-1767 (535 amino acids)
Biological process (GO): xenobiotic metabolic process
Cellular component (GO): cytoplasm; intracellular membrane-bounded organelle
Molecular function (GO): iron ion binding; heme binding; oxidoreductase activity, acting on paired donors, with incorporation or reduction of molecular oxygen, reduced flavin or flavoprotein as one donor, and incorporation of one atom of oxygen
Source: RefSeq, a predicted model, not a curated record